This is a messenger RNA of Aphis gossypii (cotton aphid), 2261 nucleotides long. RefSeq names its product glycosylated lysosomal membrane protein B-like. Gene Ontology annotation, cellular component: lysosome. The record is from RefSeq and is a predicted model, not a curated record. The transcript is spliced from 6 exons. The coding region runs from base 365 to 1558 and encodes 397 amino acids. NCBI's taxonomy places the organism in Eukaryota, Metazoa, Arthropoda, Insecta, Hemiptera, Aphididae.
GCCUGCAGCUGGCGGUCACGCUCACGCAACAACCGUAACACUUUUGUUCGAACCCGAGAUGCCUGAAUGCGUCUUUCAUUAUCGGCAUUCGGCUGUCCAAUGACGGUUACAAUUCCAAUUGAAUGAGUAAACAUAAUACAAUUAUUAUUAAUAGAACAAUAGGUACAAUAGCCAACAGGCCGAGUUAUCGCUUUUUUUUAUUUUAUUUGUUUUCAUUAGUAUUUCGUUUCGUUUCUUACCAAACAAGUUUUGAAUUUACCGUAAAAGUGUAAAACACAAUUUUAAAUUUGUUCAGAAAUCGCAUUAGUGUGUUUUGUUCAUUUAUUUUACGUAAGUGUACUGUGCACUUUGUUAAUGCAAAAAAAUGAAUGCUCUUAAUAGCAUUGUGUUCGUUUUGACGGUAUUCACUACGAUUGUGGCUGCUGAUAGAAAGUUACACGUUGAAUGGAAUCCAGGAUGUGUUUUGGAGGAUCAUUGUUCUAAAUUUUCAAAACUUACAUACAUACGGGCUGAUGGUGAAAACGACACUGUUCAUUUUGUACUUGAUGCCACCUUUAAACCAUCGUUGGUCAUUGUAGUAACAAAUAGAGAUGCUGUUAUUCAAGUGAAUUAUACCGCAGAUCGGGAAAACAAUAUCAAAUUUACCGAGUCCCCGCAUUAUACGUUUGCAUCAGUCUUCAAUAAUUUAUACGAGUUCAAUGAUGUAAACGACACGGCAAAUAUAAAAAAUGGGCAAAAUUUUAUAAAAAUGGAUUUUAAGAAGUUUCAUUGGAAUACAACUCAAUCAAUAAACAAUAAUAAUGAAUCUGUAGAGAUUCUUCUAACUUCUAAUUCAUAUAGAGCACCAGGCAUUAAUAAAACUGGUAUUGUAUCUGUUACGUUAAAAGUAUAUGGGAAAAAAGAUAUUGGAUCUAAGUUGCCACAUCUUGUUCAUACUCCAGAAUCUGGCGAAUUAACACUUACACUUAAUAACUUGAAUACAAAUUUUACCAAGUCACGUUUUGCAAUUGAGUUACUUACUUUUAGCUCUUUCCCCUUCAAUAAAACUGAAGAAUUAUCAAGCAAUACAUUUUCAGAUGAUAAACUAUCUGGUGGCACAUUUUUGAAUUAUUUGUUGAAUGCAAAAGGGGAUGUGGAAGGAGGUGGUUUUCUUAGUUGGAAACCAGUUGUGUAUAAAGCAGAAAAUACACAUGCAUUGAAUUCUUCUUCAACAAUUCAGUAUGACAUUCACGAUUAUCACUAUGAAAAUGACUGGAUUAACACCCCUUUAUUUAAUAUGUAUGGAAACUCCUUAUUUGGCAACAGCUCUCAAUUUCUUUUAAAAUCAUUUAAUGUGUCUUUUGGACAACCGAAUGAUGAAUUUUAUGCAAAAUCUAAUUAUACUUAUUGGACCUUUUUGGUUGGAAUUGGUGCACCUCCCAACUCAAGUUUGGGUUUUCUUGAAUUAUCAAUUAUUGCUAGUCUUCUAUUAAUGUUGACAAUAACAAUGAUACUUAUAUUUUGUAUAUUUAUGCGUUGGAUGUCUAGUAAACGUAACUCUUUAGUUUAUGGACAAUAAAACUUGAUUAAUACCUUUUACUUGUAACACAGCUUAUUAAUUUAGCAAAGUUAAUGCUCAGAUUUAAAUGUCUUUAUACAAAGCAUAUAAUUUUCUAAUUUAUAUUAUUGUUCUAAAGUUUUGAACUAGUCCUAUAUAUUUUAAGAUUUUAGACUAACACAUGAUUAUCAUGAUACUGAAUCAUUCCAAAGUAACUUUAAUUGCUCAUAAUAUGACAAUUUUUAGUUUCUAUUUAUUAUUAAUAUUAACUAAAAAUAAUAAUAUUCAAUAUUAUUAAGUAAGUAGUACAUUUGUUAUGACAAGAUAAAUUAUAUUUUUCCAAGAUGUAUAUAAUUUAACCAAUUCACAAUGUAAUUAUUUGUAGAAUAUUCUUAUUUUGAAACACAAUCUUUGAUUAAAAUAAAACAAUUGUAAUGUUUAUAACUGUAUUAUAUAAUUAUUUAUUUAUUAUUUGACUUGUACAAUUCAUUUAAACAAGGAGAUUUACUCAUAUAAAUAUGUUAUUGUAUUAAUUAUUUUAGUUGUAAGUAUUAUACAGGUUAUUAUUAAGUUUAAUAUUAGUAAAAAAAAUUUGAUCUUGAAAAUUGUAUUAAUAAUAAUAUCCAUAAAAUUAUAUAUUGUAUGAUCUUCUUUAAUAUAUUCAUUGAUUUUGAUCAAAUAUAAUGUGUAUAUAAUAUAUAUAUAUAUAUAUAUACAUUAUAUA